AAAAAAAAAAUAUAUACAAAAUUUUAAAACUCAACGGAAAUUAUUUUAUGGGUGGAGAGUAAAAAAAAAAUUGUUUCGAAAACUUUUGUGGGCCUUUGAGGUAGGGGAGCGGUUUUGGGCUGAGGUUGGAAUCAUGUGGGCUAAGGAAAAAUAGUCCAGUAUCAAGGUCGAUAGUCCACAAGAACACCGGGCUUGGGAAAGCAUUUGACCGAUAGAUCAGAAAGAAAUUUUUUUCACUGACGACCUCUAUCCACUUCAAUAAUAAAAAUCUCUAAAAUUCGCCACCCCCCGGCAAUCAUACGCCCCAACGCCACCACCGCAUUUUUUUUUCUUCACAAUGGCCGGAACCGCCGUCCAGCGACCGUCUUCAAAUUUCUACGAUCUUGAUAUUACAAUCGUCUCCGCAAAGAAUCUCAAGAAUGUUAAUUGGCGUCAAGGUGAUCUCAAACCCUACGCCAUAUUCUGGGUCGAACCUGAACGCCGGCAAGCCACCAAAUCCGACGAUUCCGGCUCCACUCGGCCAGUUUGGAACGAGCGAUUCGUCCUCCCAUUGACCAGUCCCCCACAAGAAUCCCUGCUGACUCUGGAGAUCUUCCACUCGAAGCCUUCGGAGGCACCUAAGCCCUUGGUUGGCACUCUCCGAUUUCAGCUCAAGGAUUUGGUUGAUUCCGACGAUCCCGCAAAACUCAGGACUUUCGAGCUCCGGCGUCCAUCCGGUCGUCCUCAGGGUAAGAUCCGUCUGAAGCUUUCUCUACGUGAACGCCCUGUACCAGAUUACCAAAUUGCCCCUACGCCGAGCUAUUAUUACUCCAGUGCCCCUCCUCCUCCACCUUCCCUCACGACGCGUGAUUACAGAGGAUAUUCAAUUCCUUCCUACACCUCCCACCCUCAGCCAUCGCCAGCGCCGCCGCCUCCUCCGGCUGCUCCGUCGCCUCCCCCUCCACCUCCACCAACGCAUCCGCAUUCAUAUCAGUACAGUGAAUAUUCCAGUCCGUAUUCCAGCUACUAUUCGGGUUACUACUCUCAGCAGCAACCGAUGCCACCGCCUCCGCCCAGGCCUUUUUUUGAGCGGCAAUUGAACUAUGCUGCUCCGGGCCCCAGUGCGCCUGUAGAUUAUGCCACGUAUGACCACAACAAGCGUGGUGGUAAAAUGGGGAUUGGGACCGGUUUGGCGGUUGGGGCAGUGGCUGGAGCACUUGGAGGGUUGGCACUGGAUGAAGGGUUGAAGUACGAGGAAGAAAAGAUUUCAGAGAGAGUUGAGAAUGAUUUGGCCGCGAGGGAUGAUUACAGCGAUUAUCGAGCUGACUACUAAUAUGACAAAUCAUAUAAGCGAAAUUUGUUUUCUUCUAUUGUUUGUUUUUUUUAUGAACAGAAAAAAGAAAAUUAAAAAGCUUGCCUUUGAGACAAGGUCAGGGGCUUAUCUGGAUUGUAUGAUGGGAGACUAUAUGUAUAUAGGGUGCUUUUGUGCUUUGUGUUCUGAAGGAUGAUUUUAUAUCGCUUACGGAGCUAUGUUUAUGAUUGGAUGAAUAAAGAUUUGUGCUUGCAGAGAAUUCUACUUUGAUUCUUCGGAGUUUGGUUAUCAGCAAUGGUUAAGGCUGUUGAAAUGUUCCUUUUCUUUACUGUCCGUUUGUGGUUUUUGUGCUGAGCAAGGUUUUUUGCUGUGUAUGAGUAGAUUAAACAUAGACAUUGGUUUUUUGUCCUGCUCUCUCUCUUGUUUUCACGUGAAGUUAUUUUGUAUUCAUAACAAUUCCUUGGUUCAGAUUACUGUCCAUUUUGUCUAUACAUGUCUUUUC
Oldenlandia corymbosa var. corymbosa is the source of this 1793-nucleotide messenger RNA. Lineage: Eukaryota; Viridiplantae; Streptophyta; Magnoliopsida; Gentianales; Rubiaceae. The record is from the annotation of a GenBank genome assembly.